Molecule: messenger RNA, 1067 nt
Organism: Thlaspi arvense
Lineage: Eukaryota; Viridiplantae; Streptophyta; Magnoliopsida; Brassicales; Brassicaceae
Source: the annotation of a GenBank genome assembly
GUUUUUGACUUGCAAAAAACGGCACCGUUUCUCUGCUUCUACAAUUCGAUACGGUGACGUUUCUUAAGUUGCCUGAUAGCCUUUUACUCAAAUGAGAGUCGUAUCCCUUUUCUCUUUAACUGAGACAAAGGGAAAGAUUCGCUUCUCCGGCGAGGAAAUUCAACUUCUCGGAAAUGGCAGUGUCUGGGAAUCUGAGGAUCUCUGCGAGCUUAGUAUCUCCUUAUCAUCACCAUCAUCCUAAACGCAUCUCAUUACCUUCUUCCAAGGUUGAUUUCACGGGCUUCGUAAGCAAUGGCGGAAACAGUUUGGAAUCCCAGAAAUGUCCUGGAGUGUCCAUCAGCCGCGAGAACACGCGUGGUCACGCGAAGGUCUUUGCAAGGAACAGCGGAGACUACGAACUAGCACCGAGCCCAGCUGAGCAAGAGGUAGAGAGCUUUCUCUUGAACGCAAUCAACAUGAGUUUCUUCGACCGGUUGAACAUAGCGUGGAAGAUAAUAUUCCCGUCGCACGCAUCGAGGAGAAGCUCCAACGCCAGAAUCGCGAAGCAGCGGCUCAAGAUGAUCCUCUUCUCAGACAGGUGCGCGGUGAGCGACGACGCUAAAAGGAAAAUAGUCAACAACAUUAUCCACGCGCUGUCGGAUUUCGUGGAGAUAGAAUCGGAGGAAAAAGUUCAGCUGAACGUCUCCACGGACGGUGAUCUCGGGACGAUUUACUCAGUCACGGUGCCCGUUAGGAGGGUGAAACCAGAGUACCAAGACGUGGACGAGGCUGGUUCGAUUACCAACGUGGAAUACAAAGAUACGCUUGAUGGUUCUGUGGAUGUCAGGUUCGAUUUUUAUGUUCCAGAGUGAUACGAAGAAACGGUUCUUUAGAGUGAUUUCUUGAACAGUGUAUUGUCUGUUUUCGUGUUGCUGUUCUUGAAGUUUUUUAGUAUGGAGGGAACAAAGAUAGUUUCUUGACACUCUCUCCCUAUGUAUAUAUAUGCAACUUCUCCCUUCUCUAAGGUUUUAACUACUAUUUUUGGCAUGAGUUGGUCAGGUUCAUAUACUUCGUAGCAAGAAUCCUGU